GCCGGGGACCGGGCGGCAGAGGCGCGGGCACGCUCAGGCCCGGAGCGAGGUGGCCCGGGCGCCCGCAUCAUGGAGUCCUCGGGCACCGAGGAGUACGAACUCAACGGCGACCUAAACCCGGGCUCCCCCGAGGCCUCGCCAUCCCGCUGGGGCUGGAGGAACCGGCCCAUCAACGUGAACCAUUAUGCCAACAAGAAGAGUGCGGCCGAGAGCAUGCUGGACAUCGCGCUGUUGAUGGCCAACGCAUCUCAGCUGAAGGCCGUGGUGGAACAGGGCCCCGACUUCGCCUUCUUUGUGCCCCUUGUGGUCCUCAUCUCCAUCUCCCUGGCGCUGCAGAUCGGAGUGGGUGUGCUGCUCAUCUUCCUCGGUAGGAGCCCCCAGCAGAUGCUCACACAGUCUCAGGGACAGUCAAGUAUGACCUUAACAACCCCGCCAAGCACGCCAAGCUGGACUUCCUUAACAACUUGGCCACGGGCCUGGUAUUCAUCAUCGUGGUGGUCAACAUUUUCAUCACAGCCUUCGGGGUCCAGAAGCCGGUGAUGGACACGGCUCCUCGGCAGUGAGACACCCAGGACUCUGAAUGGCAUCUGCCACACAGCCCGGCCACCCAGACCCCAAGAACUGCAGUGACCUUGAGAUGUUCCCUUUGCUAUGAGCAGCACUCCCGGAGACCUCCAGAGCCCAGGCUGGCCUCUCCUGACCAGGCUCUGGGACGUGCCUCUCUCUGACUGUGACUGCUGUAUGAGAGGCCACUCCUGGCAUGCAGGGGCUGAACUCGUAACCUAGAGGAGCAGAACUGGACAGCCCCAGAGACUUCUCCCCAGACAAAAGUCACCGCCUAUUCACGGACACGCAGCAGUUCCAUGGCUGGACUGGAUGAGCAUCCAGCCCCGACCUCUGUCUCAGGACAUUCCAGAAAGACAAGAACAAGCCCCUCCCUUUGCACCAGCGACCCUACUUCCCUUGGGACCUGUACAGGUCACCCUGGUGACCACUGCCUCUGCUGUCUCCUAACCCAGGGACACUGGACAAGGCAGCUCCAUCUGUUGGCCUCAAAGGUGGCCACUGGCUUCAGCCUUAGUGCCUGGGCUUGGCAGCCAUCAACAGGCAACCCUUCCCAUAUGGGCUUCAGGUCCUGCCUGUACCUGCCACCAGUCGUGACCAGGCAGAGCCCCAGCUUCCUGCUCAGGGGUCCAAGCCCCACUUUUCCAAUCAGGUAUGCCAAUAAAGCUUACACACCUCCCCCACUGA
Messenger RNA from Jaculus jaculus (lesser Egyptian jerboa), 1251 nucleotides. RefSeq names its product ninjurin 1 (gene Ninj1). Gene Ontology annotation, biological process: cell adhesion; tissue regeneration. The record is from RefSeq and is a predicted model, not a curated record. The transcript has 4 exons. Bases 70 to 540 code for a protein of 156 amino acids. Lineage: Eukaryota; Metazoa; Chordata; Mammalia; Rodentia; Dipodidae. Gene Ontology annotation, cellular component: membrane.